CAUCAAGCCAGCGACAGCAGAAAGUGCAGUCGAGCCGAGAGGACCUGUGUCGCCGACGGGCUGAUAACCACUGCACGGAUGCCUGGUCCAUAACGGAUAUCACACUGAAUUUGUUUUAAUUUCAUCGUAUGGUUUAGCUGUAGGACGCUGAAUAACAACCGUUCAUUUUCUCCGAAUCGCGCCAUCGCAGUUGGUCUUUCAUUCGGAGGGCUUGCCCUUUCUCCGGGAGUCUGGAUGGAAGCAGCACUGCCAGUAGCUGAGGGAGCGGUUGGGCUGUCAGAGGCCAGGGAAGCGAGUCCUUUUUCCGGGGCCACAGCAUCCGAGGAUGCGGACACUGUCAUUGGAGUAAGCUAUGGAAUGGAUAGCGACUUCGAUUUUUCUGCUAGAAAAGCACACAUCACUGAGCUGCCUGGUGUCUCAGGCCUCCCAGGCCAGGGGAAGAGGAUGGGCCACAGGGGAGUGGAUGCGUCUGGAGAGACCACCUACAAGAAGACCACGUCGUCUGCCCUGAAAGGUGCCAUCCAGCUGGGCAUCGGCUACACAGUGGGCAACCUGAGCUCCAAGCCUGAGAGAGACGUCCUCAUGCAGGACUUCUAUGUGGUGGAGAGCGUCUUCUUUCCCAGUGAAGGCAGCAACCUGACUCCAGCCCACCACUUCCCAGACUUCCGCUUUAAGACGUACGCUCCCGUGGCCUUCCGCUACUUCAGGGAGCUCUUUGGGAUCAGGCCCGAUGACUACCUGUAUUCCCUGUGUAACGAGCCCCUGAUUGAGUUGUCCAACCCCGGGGCCAGUGGCUCUGUGUUCUACCUGACCAAGGACGAUGAGUUCAUCAUCAAGACCGUUAUGCACAAGGAGGCCGAGUUUCUACAGAAGCUGCUGCCUGGCUACUACAUGAACCUCAACCAGAACCCUCGUACCCUGCUCCCCAAGUUCUUCGGCCUGUACUGCAUCCAGUCUGGCGGUAAGAACAUCCGCAUGGUGGUCAUGAACAACGUCCUACCGCGCGCCGUCCGCAUGCACCUCAAGUUUGACCUGAAGGGCUCCACGUACAAACGCUGUGCCUCCAAGAAGGAGAGACAGAAGGCCAAGCCCACCUUCAAAGACCUGGACUUCAUGCAGGACCUGCAGGAUGGCCUGAUGCUGGACCAGGAUAUGUACAGCGCUCUGGUCAAGACACUGCAGAGAGACUGUCUGGUGCUGGAGAGCUUUAAGAUCAUGGACUACAGCUUGCUGCUGGGGGUCCAUAACAUCGACCAGGCAGAGCGGGAGCAGCAGAUGGAAGGAGGAGAGAAGGAUGAGAAGAGGCCCGUGGCCCAGAAGGCCCUCUACUCCACCGCCAUGGAGUCCAUCCAGGGAGGGGCCGCCUGCGGAGAGUCUAUCGACACUGACGACACGAUGGGCGGCAUCCCAGCAGUCAAUGGGAAAGGAGAGCGUCUACUCCUCUACAUCGGAAUCAUCGACAUCCUGCAAUCGUACAGGUUAAUAAAGAAACUGGAGCACACGUGGAAGGCUUUGGUUCACGAUGGGGACACCGUAUCAGUCCAUCGGCCUGGCUUCUAUGCAGACAGGUUCUUCAAAUUCAUGAGCAGCAAUGUGUUCAAGAAGAGCUCCUCCUUGAAGUCUUCUCCCAUUAAGAAGGGUCGUGUGGGCCUGACUGUGCCUAAGUACACUGGCCCUGGAGCCGCCUGGUCAGCCAGCCAGUUGCCCUCGGAGAGAGACGAUAACAUAUAUGACCUGAGAGGAGCACGCAGCUUCCCCACGCUGGAGGACGAGGGGCGACCAGACCUUCUACCCUGCACCCCUCCGUCGUUUGAGGAAGCGACCACGGCCUCCAUCGCCACCACGCUCUCCUCCACCACCUCUCUGUCCAUCCCAGAGAGGUCUCCCUCAGAUGCUGGAGCAGAGAACCCCCGCUACAGGUACCAGAACAACAGCUCUGAGAGAAGGAGGCACACCCAGUCUGUCAGCCAUGACGGGAGGACCCAGGAGGAGGUGCGUGAGGAGGAGCAGCAGACCAUCACGGUGGAGGUGGAGGUGAAGAGACAUGACAGCGAGCCCAUCAUCACGGCCCCACAGCCAUCUCCAGAGACCAGUGAGAUACCAGAGGGAGCUGAGGCUUCUGCUGAUGUUGUUGCCCCACCCUCCACCUCUCCCCCGGCUGCUGAGGCCCCUGACCCAGAGGCCCCUGCCAGUUCCAAGUUGGUGGAGGUUGAGGGGGACCGCCGGGGCAGCAUGGUGUCAGGGUCCGGCUGCACCAGCCAAGCCUCCCAGGACGACGAGGACGACGUAACAAUCACAGACAUCUACUUUCCCCCAGAGGACAGGACCUGGGUGUACUCCCCUCUGCACUAUGGCAGUGAGUCUAAUACCUUGCCGGAUGGGGAGGAGAGCGAGACAUAAACACUCCUCCAUAGAGCUGAGAGGAGAAUGACUCUGUGGAGAGAGGAGCCAUCAGAUUGAUCCCCAGGCCUUUUAAGUGGCAGGCAGCAGAAUGAUUCCAGUCCCGACCUGUAUUUUAAACCAUGGAUACAAAAGCAGAACAGACAAAAUACUGUGAGGAAACCCCCCUAGACAUCCCAUUAUCAUUGUGUUGAUGAUAUGAUCCAUUCCUCUCCUUUCACCCUCACCUCAACCAAAAAUGACCCUACCAUGAUAAAAACAGGGCCUCAAAUGGCUAUGCUACGUCUAACAUGCCCCAUGAGAACAGGGGCGUCAAGUCAUCUCUGUUACUCGCCACACAUUCCCAACGGUUGAUUAAGUCAAAUGGUCACAUGUAUUUUAUUGAUAUCAUGUUAAUUUAUAUUGUUUGCUUUUUCUUUGUUUUUAGUUUAGUUUCUUUAUUUUUUGAACUUUUUUCAACACUUUAUUUAUUUUCAUAAACAGAAAAAAUUAUUGCUCGACUGUGUUUCACAAAACAUGAUUUUGUGCAUAUUUAUAAGCCUACUGUAUUAUUUUACAGGUUUAUUUGUUAGUUGUCAAGUAUUUAUUUUGACAUUUCUAUCACAGUAUUGCUAUACUUCCCAUACACUCCUGCUGAAUGCACCUCUCAUGAGUCUCCAAGCCUCAAAACCAGAUCAUUGCAACACUAACUAAUGUUGAGACAUUGUCUAUCAUUUCAGAAUCCUACAUCAUUACAAUGUCUUCCAGGACCACCCAGCUUUUGGAUAAAUGCAACAACAACAAAAAAUUCCAAGCAUAAUGAGUUAUUGAGUUCUCUUAAUAUGAAAUGAAAUGCCAACAGUUUAGCAAUCAAACUUUGGCUCUGGAUUUGAGCUCUGCUGGACAUGGGUAUUAGCCAGGCUAGUAGGCUAACUAAGAGUCCUCCUGACUCCAGAGUCUGGAAAGGCUAUUUUGACGUCUGCACGAUGUGACGAUAAGGAAGGGGAUGUGCUUGUUUUACUGAUUGGUUCUCUUCUGUAUUUUUCUCAUUCCAACACCCACAUGGACAGCCAUUCACAGCUAUCCAAUACAACUGUUGAAUUUUCACAUCCAAACAACAUGAGGGCUCAACCUCCCCAGAAAAAAAGAGAGGAAAAAAAGUUUGAGAAAACCAAUCAAAGCUCAGUACAUUCAGGAGCACAUUUCUGCACAAAUACUGCAUUUACAAUGGCCUCCUUUCCAGACCAGUGUGUCACAGCUCUCCCUUGCUGUGAGUCACUUGAGUCGGGUCAACCAGGCUAGUGACCUUAGGCUAAUGGAUUGGAUUACUUAGGACAAAUAACAAUAUCAUAUCAUGGCCAGAAUGAAUUCAUACUUCUGUUAUUUAGUAAGGGUUAAUCAGAAAGGGAAUUCAGGCUGCACUUUAUGUAUUAACCAUCAUUAGAUGUGAAAGUGUCGUCUUUAUCACAAUCCUCUGGCAUAGGAUUCAUGUUUUUUAGUCUUUAUGUGGAUUACAUGUUUUAAAAUUUAAGUUACAUUUUUAACAGUUUUAUUGCUCUUUUUCUGUUUCACACUUGGCUGUCUAAAUUAAAGUUGGUGUGUUUGUAUGUCUGUGUGUGAGGCAAGGUGUCAGAACUUGUAAACUAUUUAUGCGCGGUGCCCAGUUGUAAUCAGUUGUUAAUGUCAUCAAGAGACCAUAGCAGCAAUAUUUUCUACAGUGCAGUAGUUGUAAAGUUACUUUUAAUUGCCUUAAAUAGACAUUAAAAUUCAAAUAUUGAUUUGAUUUUUCAUUCUAGUGCUGUUGUAUUUAUUCAUUUCAAGUAAUUUGUUCAAUCCUGUGGUUGUGCUCCUGAGAAUGUGUAUAUAGAAUUAUAAAUACAUAUAUAAAGAUAUAAAUAUAUUUUAAAUUUGAAUUGGAGAAUAUUAUUUUUAUUUGAUUACAUUUUUUGCUGCCGGCAAGAAAAGAUGAAGAGCAACACAUGAAUUACUGUACCAUAUGUUUUAAUGAGCUGACAAAAUGCAGCUCUAUUUAUGGUGUAUAAAUCACUGCUGUCUCUGUAUGAUAUCUGUAACUGAAGAGUUUUACUGUACAUGCACAUCAGUAGGGGUUCUUCCAACAGUUUAGCUGUAUUUGUGUGUGUGUGUGUGUGUGUGUUUUCAAAUCGCUAUGUGCCCUCACUUAGGGAGAGUCCUUUACAGAGACAGCAUGAUUUAAAAAUGAAUAUGCAUAUCAGAAAUAUGUCUAGUGCAUUGGGUAAGUAGUCAGACCCCUUGACUUUUUCCACUUUUUGUUACGUUACAGCCUUAUUUUAAAAUAUAUUUUUCAAAAUGUAACCCUCAAUCUACACACAAUACCUCCAUAAUGACAAAGAUAAAACAGGUUUUUAGACAUUUUUGCAAGUGUAUAAAAAUAAAAAAAACUAUCACAUUUCCAUAACAAUUUAGACCCUUUACUCAAUACUUUGUUCAAGCCCCUUUGGCAGUGAUUACAGCGUUGAGUCUUCUUGGGUAUGACGCUACAAGCUUGGCACACCUGUAUUUGGUGAGUUUCUCCUUUUCUUCUCUGCAGAUCCUCUCUGUCAGGUUGUAUGGGGAGCGUCGCUGCACAGCUAUUUUCAGGUCUCUCCAGAGAUGUUAAAUCGGGUUCAAGUCCGAGCUCUGGCUGAGCCACUCAAGGACAUUCAGAGACUUGUCCCGAAGCCACUCCUGUGUUGUCUUGGCUGUGUGCUUAGUGUCGUUGUCCUGUUUGAAGGUGAACCUUCGCCCCCAGUCUGAAGUCCUGAGUGCUCUGGAGCAGGUUUUCAUCAAGGAUCUCUCUGUACUUUGCUCUGUUCAUCUUUUCCUCGAUCCUGACUAGUCCCUCAGUCCAUGCCACUGAAAAACAUCCCCACAGCAUGAUGCUGCCACCACUAUGCUUCACCGUAGGGAUGGUGCCAGUUUCCUCCAGAUGUGACGCAUGGCAUUCAGGCCAAAGAGUUCCAUCUUGGAUUCAUCAGACCAGAGAAUCUUGUUUCUCGUGGUCAGAGUCCUUUAGGUGCCUUUCGGCAAACUCCAAGCGGGCUGUCAUGUGCCUUUUACUGAGGAAUGACUUCUGUCUGGCCUGAUUGGUGGAGUGCUGCAGAGAUGGUUGUCCUUCUGGAAGGUUCUCCCAUCUCCACAGAGGAACUCUGAAGCUCUGUCAAAGUGACCAUUGGGUUCUUGGUCACUCCAAUCAAGUUGUAGAAACAUCUCAAGGAUGAUCAAUGAAACAGGAUGCACCUGAUCUCAAUUUUGAACAAACGGUCUGAAUACUUAAGUUAUUUCUGUUUAUUUUUAAUAUAUUUGCUAAAAUGUCGAAACCUGUUUAUGCUUUGUCAUCAUGGGGUAUUGUGUGUAGAUUGAUGAGGAAAAACAAUCAAUUUUAGAAUAAGGCUGUAACAUAACAAAAUGUGGAAAACGUUAAGGGGUCUGAAUACUUUCCAAAUGCACUGUAUAUCUGUGUAUAUUCAUCUAUUUAUACAUGAGGAUAAAUAGGUGUGUGUGUGUUUGGACUCAAUAAAGCAGUUAUAUGUCUAUGAAAUAGAGUAUUUGCCCAUGUUUCCAAAGUUGUGUGUGUCUGUGUAAUUCCAUGUCUAUAUAGCUGAUGUUGGCAAGCAGGGAAUUCCCUCCAUGUGUCUCCCAUGCUACUGUUCAGCGUAUGCUGUGAAAAACAAUCUUCAUUGUGAUGUGCUUGAUUUUCGUGUGGCCUUUUCCCCUUAGCUUGCAAUAAAGCACACGGAAGAUACAUUUUAAGAGAAGCAUAUUGACCUGCUUAGUAUAGAAUUCAACUUUUCAACUGGUGAGAAUAGCAACAUGAUGUUCAAGGCACAGUACUCAAACAUAUCUUCGAUUUAUGACAUCUUAUCUGAGCAGUACUGGUGAAUGAGGGAGGUAAAGAACAUGUUUCAUAACAACACUCAGGAAAAUGUUACUGUAGUUGGUCCUCAUCACUACAGAAACGUUUCUGAGGUUACCAGUGAGUCACUUGUCAACUGAGCUGAUUAUUAUGCUAAUCCACAAAUGAAGUUCAUUACUAGACUGGUGGUUACACUUUUAAGUAGGAGGCCUACAGCUAUAACAAUACAAUUGAAUAGUAGGAAAGUGUUUAAAUAUGUUAUGCAAUCAUGGUUUUAUUAUGUCAAAAUUAUGAGGUUCUUAUGAAAUAUUUUUACAUGUAUUGAUCCUUAAUUUGUCUGUUCUAAUGAAAUGUAAUACAUGUUCUCAACAGUUGUUUGCACCGUUACCUGCCCAUAUUGUGGCUAUAUAAUCUUUAUUUUGAUUGUCUUUUUAAAUUGAAUUUUCUCAUUGGUAUUUUGCUUGAAUGUUUUACAUAAGAGAAAAUAUGCCCUGUGACAGUGCCAUUUCAUUAAAACAUUGAGCUAUAUAUCUGAGACCAGUGACAUUAAAAUGUCUUGUCAAAUGUCUGGUCCCGUGUGUCUCAGUUGAUAAAGCAUGCCGCUUGCAACGCCAGGGUUUUAGGUUGAUUUCCACGGGGACCAGUAAGAAAAUGUAUACAUUCAGUACUGUAAAUCGCUCUAGAUAAGAGUGUCUGAUAAAUUUCUGAAAUGUAACCAAAAGAAACUGUCAAAGCGCUGGGAUGAUUCAAUUGUAUGUCCUUCUCUUAAUUUAUUUGUCAAUAAAAAGUUGCAGAAAAACAAAUUAAGUAAAACAAAAUAAUUUUUAAAACGAAUACCAACAUGUCUAUUUAUGUCAAUGCAUUCACUACUGUAAAUCGCUCUGGAUAAGAGCGUCUGUUAAAUUACUAAAAUGUAACUCAAAUAAACGGUCAAAGUGCUGGGA
Oncorhynchus masou masou (cherry salmon) is the source of this 7197-nucleotide messenger RNA. RefSeq names its product phosphatidylinositol 4-phosphate 5-kinase type-1 gamma-like. The record is from RefSeq and is a predicted model, not a curated record. The coding region runs from base 235 to 2400 and encodes 721 amino acids. Gene Ontology annotation, cellular component: plasma membrane. NCBI's taxonomy places the organism in Eukaryota, Metazoa, Chordata, Actinopteri, Salmoniformes, Salmonidae. The transcript is spliced from 18 exons. Gene Ontology annotation, molecular function: 1-phosphatidylinositol-4-phosphate 5-kinase activity. Gene Ontology annotation, biological process: phosphatidylinositol phosphate biosynthetic process.